AAAUCAAUUUAUUCCCAUCUGAGUACACUGGCAGAUUUUGCAAUAGAGAUGUUUGACGUUCUUGAUGAAAUCAACUAUCAGUCUUACAACGACUUUGUCCUACGAGUUGGUAUUAAUGUUGGGCCAGUGGUGGCUGGAGUCAUUGGAGCCAGAAGGCCACAGUAUGAUAUCUGGGGGAACACUGUAAAUGUUGCUAGCCGGAUGGAUAGUACUGGAGUGCAGGGGAAAAUUCAGGUGACAGAAGAAGUUCAGAGGAUAUUAAAAAGGUGCAGUUAUGAAUUUGUGUGCAGGGGUAAAGUCAGUGUAAAGGGAAAAGGUGAAAUGUUGACCUAUUUCCUGGAAGGAAAGGCUGAUGGAAAUAAUUCACAAACACGAUCUUUAAACUUAGAGCGGAAAAUGUACCCUUAUGGGAGAGCAAACAUUCAAACAAAACUGGGCACCAGCUGUCCGUCGGUGUCCUCAGUUGCUAGCUUUACUGUAAAAGCUGGGCUUGGAGCAGGUCAAGCGUCUGCCACUCACACAAAUCAAACACUGCAUUAUCUUCCUUCUGUGCCAGCUGUGAAGGAGGCGUAGAGCAAAGGAGAUUUGGUUGUGCCAUUUGCAGUGAACUUGGAGAGCAAUGGUUGCCUGAAUUUUUACCAAGAGAUCAGAGGUCAUAGGCCAUGGCAUUAACCAAGGACCACUACAACCCAACCAAAGAGAACUUGGGGACUGUGUAACGAACUCUUGGGAUGGAACAUAUAAGGGCUAGCAAUUCUGUUAGGAAAAAUCAAAACCUGAUUUUCUGGAAAUGAGGAAUAUUUUCUUGGCAUUUUUAAAGGAUAAAUGAAAAAAAAUUAGAUAAAC
Molecule: messenger RNA, 846 nt
Organism: Cariama cristata (Red-legged seriema)
Lineage: Eukaryota; Metazoa; Chordata; Aves; Cariamiformes; Cariamidae
Product: adenylate cyclase type 1-like
Exons: 3
Coding region: 49-573 (174 amino acids)
Biological process (GO): intracellular signal transduction; cAMP biosynthetic process; adenylate cyclase-activating G protein-coupled receptor signaling pathway
Molecular function (GO): adenylate cyclase activity
Source: RefSeq, a predicted model, not a curated record